Molecule: messenger RNA, 1212 nt
Organism: Platichthys flesus (European flounder)
Lineage: Eukaryota; Metazoa; Chordata; Actinopteri; Pleuronectiformes; Pleuronectidae
Product: twist-related protein 2-like
Exons: 2
Coding region: 222-794 (190 amino acids)
Biological process (GO): developmental process; regulation of transcription by RNA polymerase II
Molecular function (GO): RNA polymerase II transcription regulatory region sequence-specific DNA binding; protein dimerization activity; DNA-binding transcription factor activity, RNA polymerase II-specific
Source: RefSeq, a predicted model, not a curated record
GGGGAAUGUGAACGUGAGAAAUUUAACAAGCUAAGCGGGAAACGGAGCAGCCAGAGCGACGUCCAAUCAGAUGGAGCGUCAGCAGCCGUAACUUUGUUUGACGGAGUGGAAGAGUUUUGUGGCCAAAGCUUGUCGGGCUAUCACCAGGGGUUGGCAGUGAAAAAGAGCCGUACUACGUCCGUCUCUGUUGUGGACCGGGAAAGUCUUUGGUGGACGAUACAAUGAGAGAAGAGGUUUCCUGCACUAACUCCCCUGAAGGAGGGCUGGGGGCCAGUGAAGAGGAACUGGAGAGGGGGUCGAAGAAGAACCACCCUUCAGGGAACCGCAAACGAUCGCCGUAUCCCAAGAAGGACAGUCUCAGUCAGGCCGAGGAGAGCAGCACCGGCAGCCCCACCAGCCUGCUGCCGGCCGGCCCCAAGAGGGUGAAGAAAAGCCCCACAACUGUCGUGUCGCUGGCGCCCACGCCGCUGGGCCCGAGGCCGGACCAGCCCUUUGAGGACCUCCACUCUCAACGCGUCAUAGCCAACGUGCGGGAGCGUCAACGCACUCAGUCGCUGAACGAUGCCUUCUCAUCUCUGCGCAAGAUCAUCCCCACGUUACCCUCCGACAAGCUGAGCAAGAUCCAGAUCCUGAAGCUGGCCUCGCGCUACAUCGACUUCCUCUACCAGGUGCUGCAGAGCGACGAGAUGGACGCCAAGCUGGCCAGCUGCAACUACCUGGCCCACGAGAGACUCAGCUAUGCCUUCUCUGUCUGGAGGAUGGAAGGGGCCUGGGCCAUGUCCACCAGCCACUAGGACCCCCUCGAACUUUUCUCCUACAUCCUCUCGUGUCCACAUCUCCACCCCUCCGCCUCUGUCUGUGUUUGCGCCCACUUCCUGACCCCUGAACCUCUGAAUUCAAGCCCUCUGGUCCGAUCUUGACCUUUUCAUCUCCCACCUUUCGAUCAUUUCUCAUCCUGCUCAGUCUCUGUGCUCCAUGAUGCUUCACUUCAUUAACAUCCACCACGUUCUCCAACAUCCACAGUUGGAUAUGUGCAACUAAAACCUGUCGUAGUUCCCCCUGUUCCUCCGCAUCGUUUCCACUUCCACUCUUCUCCCCUCUCAGUGCCACAGUUUGGUCCAGUGCAACAAGACGCUCCAUUGCAGCCCCUCAGAAAACCCACAGACGGAAAAUUCUCUCGACAUUUGUUCCCGCUUCACCAGCCCCCCCCCC